This is a messenger RNA of Bactrocera neohumeralis, 1627 nucleotides long. RefSeq names its product COP9 signalosome complex subunit 7 (gene CSN7). Lineage: Eukaryota; Metazoa; Arthropoda; Insecta; Diptera; Tephritidae. The record is from RefSeq and is a predicted model, not a curated record. Gene Ontology annotation, cellular component: COP9 signalosome. Bases 122 to 1111 code for a protein of 329 amino acids. The transcript has 4 exons. Gene Ontology annotation, biological process: COP9 signalosome assembly.
CAACAACUGAAAUCAGCUGUUCAGACGAUUUGUCAGUUUUCAUUGUUUGCCGGAAUAAAUUUGUGAAGUUUGCAAAAGUUGUUAACUGUGAAAGAAGUAAAAGGAAAGCAAGAAAUUUAAAAUGACACAAGAUAUACUAAUGAAGAAUGACGAACCCACGACUACAAAUGAUGCCUCGCGUAAUCAGCUGAAGCAGUAUUGUGCGACUGCGAAAUCCUCUAUUGGCAGCCAACUAUUGGAUGUGGUUCGCCAAGUGCUGGAGGCUCCUUCUAUUUAUGUAUUUGGCGAACUGCUUGCAUUGCCCAACAUACAGGAGCUUAAAGAUGGUAUUCACUCCAAGUACUUGAAUACACUGAAUCUAUUUGCUUACGGUACUUACAAACAAUACCGUCAACAGCCUGGCGAAUACCUAGAAUUAACCGCUACAAUGCAAAAGAAGUUACAACAUUUGACUAUUGUUUCUUUGGCUAUUAAAAACAAAUGCAUCCCUUACGAAGUGUUGUUGGAGGAGUUAGAAAUCAAUAAUGUACGCCAUUUGGAGGAUGUUAUAAUUGAAGCAAUUUAUGCCGAUAUUAUACACGGCAAACUUUUCCAAAAUAAUCGUUUUCUCGAAAUCGAUUAUGCUCAAGGCCGUGACAUUCCGCCUGGCUAUACCUCCAAGAUCGCCCAAACCCUAUCGCAGUGGGUGGAGUCGUGCGACGCCAUCUCCAAUUGCAUUGACAUGCAGAUAACACGCGCCAACUCGGAGAAGGCACGCGGUCUGAAGAACAAGGACCACAUCGAACAGGAGAUAAUUAAUUUGAAGAAAGUUUUGAAGACACAAAUCAGCGACAACGAUGAUUCUAUGCAAAUCGAUACGCGCGAAUCAUCCAGCUUGGAUCUACGUCGGAAGCCCUUCAAGACGAAAGGUUCACGUCUUCAUCACGCACCCAUGGGUAAGUUAACAGGCAAGGCCACAACGUCCACAGAUGCAGUUGGCAGCGCUGCCGCCGUCGAAAGUGAGGGCGAUAGCGACAGGGGAGUUGCCAAUGUUACCAUGGCGGCUGCAAGCACGAGCUCCCUCACCAGCACGUGGUUGAAGGCAUUCACACAAAGUUUUGACAGGGAGUAGGUUUGGCAGUCGCUGCUGCUGCUGCCGGGAAGGGGCAGCACAACAAGCUUUCAUCAAAUUCAACUUUUUGCCAUACUAACAACUUGUUCGCCUAACGGUCAAGCGUUCGUCAAUUGUGUGCACCAGCUUCAUUUAAUGGCUUGACAAGAGCCUUCGAGACGACUAGACAGGUUGUAGCGCGUGCAUGGAGACAACCUGGGGGAUGGCUUGACAGCAGCACGUCACACAGUUUCAUUUAAUUAAGCGGCUUCAUUUUAAUUUUGUUAUGCUGAUGGCAGAAAGUUUUUAAUUGUUUACCUAGCCGUGCGGUGAUUACGUUCAUUUUCAUUUCCUUUGCGCGCCCUCUUACCGCGCUUGCUUCUUACACACUCACGACUCGCAUUUUUGUAGUGGCUUAAGAUUUUGUGUGUUUUUUUAAGUCUUGGAUGAACUUUAUUUAAAUGAACAUAAACUUUGUGGUUAAAAACACUGUUCCGUGUAACGCAUUGGCAAAUUCCUUAACGCUAAACUAACAAA